UGCAAGUGAUCUGAAUUGUGCAACCAUACUUUCUUAUAAUGCAACCAUUGUGCCUAAUCCCCACAAGGCUAAAAAAUCUUGGAGCAUGAUUACCUUCGAUGAGUGAGGCAAAUAAAAUUUAAUUAGUCUGAUUCAAGUCUCAACUUAUCAAAUCCCAAGUGUUCUCAAUCAAUGUCCUCCAGACAUGGUAUAGCGGCAGGUGGAGUCCCAAGAAGAACUAGUUUGAGAGCAGUCCAUCUCAACUCUCUUAUUCUGGAACAUUAUCGUUUAGACGAUCUGGUGGGGAUGCCAUUUGUGAUUUUCCUGCUUAGAAUCUCGCCAAAUUUGAAAGAUGUCAAAAUUUCACACUCUAAUGUUGCGGCUGGAAUAGGCCAGCGUCUUUAUCCCCAUUUGCUGGAUGUCGGGGAAUAUUCAGAUGUAAAACUGGAUCAGCUCAGGGUGGUGGAGAUUAAAGAGUUUACUGGUGCAAGGAACGAAAUGAGACUUGUAAAACUUCUUCUAAUCAAUUCACCCAGGCUCGAAAAGAUGGUAAUUCGAGCCAAAGCCACGGCGUGUACUGAACAACAAGAGCGCAUGAUACUUAAAGAGCUAAUACGAUUGCCCCGUCCUUCACCAAUUGCAGAGAUCAUCUAUGAAUAGGUGCAGGCUGCACAAGAAAUUGUUCAUAGAGAAGGUCAUUCGAACGCCUGAGCUCUAUCCAGAUCGCAUUUUGUACUAGUAGUAAACUGAAAAGGAAGGAAAACUCAGGUUCUAUUUGCGGGAAUGUGUUCUUUUUGCCUAUUUCUUGGUCUGGUCUGGCCAGUGACGAACGUUAACCAACUGAAUGGAAAAAUAAUGGAAUCCUUUUGGUUUUGAAUGGUUUCUGAAGACCACUGAUGCGAGCUCUUGGAGACGCCAUAGUAGGACGGUGGAGUCUUUGUAUACGCUGGGUGUGCCGGGGGCGUAGCUUAGAUUACAAAGGGGUUGGUUAGUCACUUGGGAUAUGUCUAGAUUUUUACAAAAACNGGGGGGGGAAAUAUGCUAAAGAAAGCUAAAAAAUGCUACUUCGACACCACAUGAGUGACAAUGGGGAUGACACUGAAUGUGAAUUUCUUUGCAUCAUGCCUGUGAGAACAUAUUCAUAGAUUGUGUCAUCUCUGGUGUCAUUCUUGGUGUCGGCAUAACAUGGCU
This is a messenger RNA of Cuscuta campestris, 1170 nucleotides long. The record is from the annotation of a GenBank genome assembly. NCBI's taxonomy places the organism in Eukaryota, Viridiplantae, Streptophyta, Magnoliopsida, Solanales, Convolvulaceae.